GUCUAACUCGCCCCCUUAACUUAAGCCUAAAAAGUCAAGUCAAUGAAGAAGACGUCGAGGUCUUCCAAUUCGUUCAAAAAGCGAAGAGUGUGAAUCAGUGAGAUAAGAUUAUGACUGGUGAACCCUCCAACCAAAGGUUCGGAGCAACUUCCCUAAUGUACGCUUGUCAACAAGGCAAAGAAGGCGACGUCAUCAAAAUUAUCAAUGCCAAGCCGAGAUCGGUAAACGAAAGAGAAAGGAGUCUGAAGACGGCUUUGCACUACUGCGCCGAAAGCGGCGACGGCGGGGUGAAAAGUGCCCAAGCGCUGCUCGACGCCUCGCCGCAGCUUGUCUCGUCCCAGGAUCAGGAUGGAUAUUCGCCGCUCCAUUUGGCCGUCAUCGCUGGAAACAUUCCACUCGCAAGGCUUCUCCUUUCGCGGGGUGCACCAGUCAACGCCCCGGACAACGAGGGUCAUACGCCUGCACACUGGGCAACAGUUUGUGGUGAAAUCGACAGUCUUGAGUUGGUAUUAUCCAAAGGUGGAAAUCCAAAUUUGGGUGAUAUGCAUGGAGGAUGCCCGCUACACUAUGCGGCUCAAAUGUGUGGACCGGGAUCCGAAAUGCCAGCGGAUCGCAGAUUAGGCAUGGCAGCUCUUAGGAUCCUAUUGGACAAGGGUGCAGACCCAAAUUUACCUGAUAAUCAUGGCCGGCAACCAAUUUUAUGGGCUGCAAGUGCAGGAAGUUCAGAAGCAAUUCUUGUUUUGGUCAAUGCAGGAGCAAGCGUCGAAGCUGCUGAUAAAGAUGGUUUGACUGCUCUUCAUUGUGCUGGAUCAAGAGGUCAUACGGAUUGUGUUGAGACAUUGAUUUCUCUUUGCAAUGCUGAAGUUGAUGUGAUAGAUAAUAACGGUUGUUCCGCUUUAUUUUAUGCUGUAACCCUUGGACAUGCUGAUGCGACUCAAAGCCUUUUAAACCAUGGUGCAAAUACAAAUCGCCAAGACAGAAAAGGGAGAACGACGGUUCAUUGUGGGGCAGCAAAAGGCCAGAUAGAAACUUUGAAAGUUGUAGGAAAUUGGGGAGGGAAUCUUUGGCAGAGGACGGUGAGAGGUGACUACCCGUUGCAUGACGCUGUGGCUUCUGGUAGAAUCGCCCUCGUUCAGUGGCUUCUCAACGACCGCCCUGAUGCGGUGAAUGCCCCUAAUAAUGAUGGGCGGUGUCCACUUCAUGUAGCAUCCAUUCAUAACAACAUUGAAAUGUGUAAAGCUCUGCUUGAUUCUGGGUCUCUAGUGAACCCUGUAAUGCGCACAAGUAAAGGAGCACUGGCCACACCAUUAGACACAGCUUUGCACAAAGGACACAGGGGUUGUGCAAAAUAUCUGCAAUUACACGGCGGUGUUCCGGCGAGUAGGUUAAACAGUGAAUCUGCUGGUUUGAGAGGAUUAAACAGCAGGAUAUUGUCUACGCAUAGUGAAGCAAAAAAUGAAUCUGAUGAUGUUAAAGUCAAUGAAACAACAGAAGUGAAGGAGUCUAAAAAUGUCACUAACGAUACUAACGCUACUACUAUUACUACUCACAAAGAAAUAACAAUGUCUAGUCGCCCUAGGAUAUUACAGGUGUACGUGGAGGAUGAUGUGAUGAUAAGGCGUAUAAGACAUCAUGAAGGUAGCGACAGUAGUAUUGAAGAAAGAGUGAGAAGGAGAAGGAGAAAAAGAAAAACUAAAAAGUUAUCCGAAAAAGAUCACAACAUCAGAGGUGAUGUAUCAGCCCAAAAAAAACAGUCUCUCAGCAGUGAAGAAAACACCGACAGUCUUAACGAAAGGCCAAAAUCAUCAAGGCAGCAUGUCAGUGAAGGGAAAGUCAACUUGGAUCAAAUUGUUCAAACUGAAGCUCUAGCUGUAACAAACGAAUCAGGACUACAAGGGACUGAAUCUGUAUCAAUUCAAACAGAACUUAAAGAAUCAGGUAAUGGAGUUAUGAUAGCAUCGAUUGAUGAGGACUACCAAAUUGUGAAGAACGUUUCAUCAGAUUAUGUUGGGAUUACUGGAAAUGAAGAAACUACCAUUAAUCCUGAGAUGACAAGCAGUGAACAAAUUGUCACUCCUGAAAAGUUAAAUCCUAAUGUUCAAAUCAUUACUGCCAUAGUUCAUAGUGAAGCCGAGCCUUUUAAAAAUAAUGAAGAAGAAAGUAUUGUGAAUGAUUCAAUCCCUUUAAUUGAUAAAGAAAAUGGAAAAGUUGAAACAUCCAGAGAGGACAAUUCAAUCCAGCCCGAGUUGGAAGAAAACACAGCUCUAAGAGAAAGAACAGAAGAAAUCUAUUCCGUCCAACAGUCUGAUGUACCUGAGAAAGAUGAUGCUGUAGAAGAUGAAAUACGAAGUGAGCAAAAUGAGGGAAAAAAAGAAAACGAAAGCAACAUAGAUGAUGAUAGAAAAUCUGAUACUGGUGGUUCAAAUGUACAUAAUUUAGCAACUGAAACAUUAGAAGUUGGUGAAAAAAUAAAUGAUGCUUUAGAAAUAGUGCCAAACAUUUCAGAAAAUUUUAUUGAAUCAGAAAAUCCAAAUCAAGAUUUGACAAAAACCAAUGAACAGAUUGAUACAGAAGUUAGUUGUAAUAAUGAUGGCGUGAUUGAGGAAAGUGAUGUAAUCAAGGAAACAGUUUUACAAGAAAAAGAGGAUGGUGAUGGUAAAUCGAUGGAUGAUAGUGCAAAUGAGGAUGAUAAUCUAGAUGUUGAGAUUUCAAGUCAUCAGGUAAUAGAUUCAAAAGAAAGCGAAAUAAAGGAAAACGGCAAAGAACUUGCCCAUGAAAUUGACAAAGCAAACGAUGUCAUUAUUAAUGAAGAAACUGCUGAUCCAUCCUUACAUAAUGAACUUCAACAGAAAAUGUCAUUCGACGAACCAGAAAACGAAGAUUUAAAGAAUCUAAUGAAAAAUGAAAUGGAAAAAAAAGUUAUCCCCAUAGAUUCUACCAUGCCAAAUGAUAAUUUUGAGAAUGAACCUUUCAAAGUGUUAAAUGAUGAUGAUGAUAUAGCAAGGACAUUAAUUAACAGCGACAAAGGUUUGAUAAAAGUACUUGAUGACGAUAUAAAUGCACAAAAUGACAAUAAGGACGAAAAAAGAAGGAAGAUGAAAAAACGAAGAGAAGAUAGGAAUUGGAGAAAAGGUAGAUCAAGGGAAAGCUUUGAAGUCUUAAAUUUACCAACUGGAUUAGAUGAUAAUGAAGAUGAUUUAUCUCAGUCAACAAAGACACUGACAGGCGGCGAAUCGCCACAUUUACUGGACUCAGGGAUUGAACCUUCCCCAAGAAGGGACAGAGGUUCUGCAAAAAGAUCUAAAUCAAAAGAUAGAAGUAGAAUUCCAAGAGUUUGUAGAAAAGGGCAUGAAUCUGAGCAAGAAACAACUUUUUCUACCGUUUCAGUCACUCAGGCUGUUCAGUAUAGUGUAAGAAAGUACCAUUUAGAAAGAAGGAUAUUUCAUCAACUUCUUGAAUUGAAGCGUCUUCAGAUAAGAGCAGGUAGAGCUUCAGAAGCUGUUCUUGUUAAAAGGCUUGUAGACGAUUAUCGACGUGCAGGGCUUAUGCUCGGUUUGCAACAAUAUGAUGGUGUUUAUACAUUUAGAUCAUUUGAGAAAUAUCUAUAUGAACAACUGAGGCUUCUUCAGUCGUCAGAAAAAAGGAUUAUACCGAGGUUGAAAUCGACUGAUGACUUGGAAAGAUUGACAGCUGCUCUCAAAAAGACAAGAGCUGGACAAGAAAUCUUAGCGUCGGUUCCAAAUAAUCCAGCAUUGUGUACGUAUAGGACACACAGGUGCCACCAUGCUACGCACGCCUACACGGGUAUACCAUGUGCAGCUUAUAUAACAAAAUCCAAUCACCAUACAAUGCAAAAACCAGCACCAUACACAGGAUUCCUUCCGAAGUUGGUUAAUGACGAAAAUCAUGGGGAAGUCGCUAAAACUCUUCGCUAUGUUGAUCCAUCGAGGCCGUUGACAUUGGAAUUGAGUCAUGGUCCCGACAAACAAAUCAUCACGUUACCGACAGAAAAACUUGACAAGAGUAAACGUUAUUUUGUUACAUUUACAAUAAAAAGUGGGGAACAAAAAAAGAAUGUCAUCAAACACAAUCAUUCAACGAGUAUUUAAAAAACCGUCUCAAUGGUCUUAGAAUGUAUAAAUGUGUAUAAUCCAUAAAUGUAGCAAAAUUUUCGUGAAAUGAAACAAGUCAAAUUUAUUUAAAUCUCAUUAAAAAAUGUAUAAAUUUGAGACUGCAUUUAAAUCCAUCCAUUUUUUUUGUUUAAUAUAUAAACUAUGAAAAAAAAUAGAACAGUAAGUUUUCUGUGCUUAGAAAGAAACCAUCUUCACUCAAUUCCUCACAUUUGAAAAUGAUAAUUUAACAACCAAAAAUUAAACUGCCUUGAUGCCAUAAGAGUGAUCACAAUGGUACUAUCACAAAAAUUUCAGCAUUAAAUUGCUUUAUUUUCGUUAGGUCAUCAUUUCAUUCAAUAUUUACCUUAAAAACAAGAGUUAUUUAUUAUUUAUUUAUUUACAGAUUAAUUAUACAUUUAGGUUAUGUUAUUACCAAUAUAGUGAGGAUGGGCUAUUAUUGUUAUAUUUAUUGUAUUGAACAAUGUUAAAUGAUUGAUUAUUAUUUUUAUUGACACUAAAAAAAAGAAACAGGAGUAAGUAAAUUAAAAAAAAAAAUUAUGGGAUAUCAUUCAUUGCAAGUCAAGAUUAUAAUUUUAGAACUGUGAUAUUAUUUGAUUAAGACUUAAUAUAAUUUUACCUAUGCUUCC
Molecule: messenger RNA, 4759 nt
Organism: Cimex lectularius (bed bug)
Lineage: Eukaryota; Metazoa; Arthropoda; Insecta; Hemiptera; Cimicidae
Product: ankycorbin
Exons: 14
Coding region: 111-4109 (1332 amino acids)
Molecular function (GO): protein binding
Source: RefSeq, a predicted model, not a curated record